Messenger RNA from Meloidogyne enterolobii, 423 nucleotides. The record is from the annotation of a GenBank genome assembly. NCBI's taxonomy places the organism in Eukaryota, Metazoa, Nematoda, Chromadorea, Rhabditida, Meloidogynidae.
AUGAUGGACAGUUCAAACGCCAACAACAACAAUCCUAGCCUUGAAGGAUUAGGAUCCUCAAUGCAUUCCCCAGUCCAAAACAAUAAUGUGUUAUCAAACAGUGGGUCAACAAUGCCCUGUGGGGGUGAUACGGUAGAAAGAGGAAUAGGAAGAGUAGGAAGAGGAUUGGGCAGUGAAGAUUUAUUGGCUAAUAUAGGGGGAGGAUCGAGCAUUUUCGAUGCUGGAAGGAAGAAACGCUUUUUGGUUUUAUUGAAGAAAAAGGCUUUGGGAGAGGAAUUAAAUAGUAAAUCCGAUGAAGGAUAUGAAAAAGGAAAAAAUAAUAGGUCUGAAGCAAAGAGAGAGGCUAAUAAAAACCAACAAAAUGAAUCUUUGGUGUUUAGAAACAAUUUAGAAUUUGUUGUAAGACAAUCUCCUCAGAAAUAA